AUGUUGAAUAAAGCUAUUAAAGAAUGGUUAUCUGAAUACAAGGGUCUGGCUGAUGAAGAAAUACAUUCCUAUGCUACUGUAGUACGUAAUAAUGAAGAAUUGAUAUCUAGUCUAUAUAAAUUAUUUGAAUCUAGACCAUCAGUUGAAUACUUAGAUCCAGUUUGUCACCAACUUUAUGAAUUUUAUCGUUCCAAAGAAUCAGAAUUACAUCAUUUUUCCUUGGAAUUCAUGCCAACUUUGAUAUGGUUAUAUCUGAUGACCUUAAGUGUCAAUGAUAAAAAGAAUUGUGGUGGUGUAGAAGCUUUUUUAUUGGGAAUUUACAACUUGAUAAUGUGUUUAUGUAUUUGA
This is a messenger RNA of Lottia gigantea (owl limpet), 348 nucleotides long. RefSeq lists its product as hypothetical. Bases 1 to 348 code for a protein of 115 amino acids. NCBI's taxonomy places the organism in Eukaryota, Metazoa, Mollusca, Gastropoda, Lottiidae. The transcript has 5 exons. The record is from RefSeq and is a predicted model, not a curated record. Gene Ontology annotation, biological process: phosphatidylinositol phosphate biosynthetic process; protein localization to plasma membrane. Gene Ontology annotation, cellular component: plasma membrane.